This is a messenger RNA of Bicyclus anynana (squinting bush brown), 3796 nucleotides long. It is a transcript of the gene garnet, whose product is annotated as AP-3 complex subunit delta. Lineage: Eukaryota; Metazoa; Arthropoda; Insecta; Lepidoptera; Nymphalidae. The record is from RefSeq and is a predicted model, not a curated record. The transcript has 19 exons. The coding region runs from base 128 to 3103 and encodes 991 amino acids. Gene Ontology annotation, cellular component: endosome membrane; presynaptic endosome; AP-3 adaptor complex. Gene Ontology annotation, biological process: Golgi to vacuole transport; synaptic vesicle membrane organization; anterograde synaptic vesicle transport.
GAUAGAUUGUCAAAUUAUUUCUUUUUGACAUCAUUCAGCAUUUACAAAUCGAAAUCACUUUUUUCUGUGUUAUCAUUUUAAUUAUUUAAGAUUAUUAAGUUAUGAAUAGUAAAGAAAAAUCUAUAAAAUGGCUUUGAAAAAGGUUAAAGGUAACUUCGAAAGAAUGUUUGAUAAAAAUCUUACGGAUCUUGUUCGCGGGAUACGAAAUAACAAAGAUAAUGAGGCGAAGUAUAUAGCCCAAUGCAUGGAGGAAAUAAAAGUAGAGUUGCGACAAGAUAAUAUCGGAGUGAAAGCUAAUGCGGUCGCAAAACUAACAUAUCUACAAAUGUUAGGAUAUGAUAUAUCCUGGGCCAUAUUUAAUAUUAUAGAAGUGAUGAGUUCCAAUAAAUUCACCUACAAACGAAUUGGAUACUUAGCCGCUAGUCAAUCAUUUCAUGCAGAUUCCGAAUUGCUAAUGCUUACGACUAAUAUGAUAAGAAAAGAUUUGAAUGCUCAAAACCAGUAUGAAGCAGGGCUGGCACUCAGUGGACUUAGCUGUUUCAUAUCUCAUGACUUAGCCAGAGACUUAGCCAAUGAUAUUAUGACACUGAUGAGCUCAACUAAACCAUAUCUUAGAAUGAAAGCUGUUUUAAUGAUGUACAAGGUAUUUUUAAGAUAUCCUGAAGCACUCCGCCCAGCUUUUCCCAAACUUAAAGAAAAGCUCGAGGAUCCAGACCCUGGUGUGCAAUCGGCAGCAGUGAACGUUGUAUGUGAGUUAGCCAGGAAAAAUCCAAAGAAUUACCUUUCACUGGCCCCAGUGUUUUUUAAAUUAAUGACUACAUCAACUAACAAUUGGAUGUUAAUCAAGAUCAUCAAACUGUUUGGUGCCUUAACCCCAUUAGAGCCCCGACUUGGCAAGAAACUGAUAGAACCGUUAACUAAUUUAAUACAUAGCACAUCGGCAAUGUCGCUGCUGUACGAGUGCAUCAACACUGUGAUCGCGGUGCUGAUCAGCAUCAGCAGCGGCAUGCCCGGCCACGCGGCCUCCGUGCAACUGUGCGUGCAGAAGUUGAGAAUACUCAUCGAAGAUAGCGACCAAAACCUGAAGUACCUGGGCCUGUUGGCGAUGUCUCGCAUCCUGAAGUCGCACCCCAAGUCGGUGCAGGCUCACAAGGACUUGGUGCUGGCGUGUCUGGACGACAAGGACGAGUCCAUCCGACUGAGGGCGUUGGGCCUCUUGUAUGGAAUGGUGUCAAAGAAGAACCUGAUGGAGAUAGUGAAGAAGCUGAUGGUGCACAUGGAGCGCGCGGAGGGCACGCUGUACCGCGACGAGCUGCUCACGCGCAUGAUCGAGAUCUGCGCGCAGAACAACUACCAGCACGUGGUCGACUUCGAGUGGUACAUCACCGUGCUGGCCGAGCUCACCGAGAUGGAGACCAGCGCCAAGCAUGGCUGCAUGAUAGCGGCGCAGCUGACGGAGGUGGGCGCGCGCGUGGCGGAGACGCGAGCGUUCGCCGCCCGCGAGUGUGCGGCGCUGUGCGCGCGCGGCGCCGCCGAGCCGCCGCGUGCCGCCAGCCGCGAGGUGCUGUACGCGGCCGCGUACGUGCUCAGCGAGUACUGCACUGAGGAGAACGUGAUGCGCGAGUCGAUAUCGCCGCUGACGCUGUGCGCGGGCGCGGGCGCGGGCGGGGCGCACAUGCGCGCGCGCGCCGUGUGCGUGCACGCCGCGCUCAAACUGGCCGCCAAACUGCUGCUGCUCUACGAGCGGCGCCAAGACCGCCCCGCUGCACUCGCCGUGCUGCGUGAGACGCUAGCGGGCUUGCGACCGCUGCUGUGCAGCGAGGACAUGGAGGUGCAGGAGCGGGCUCACAACGGCACCGCGCUGCUGUCGCUCGUGCUGCGGCGACUCGACCCCGCCGACCCCGCGCUCGCCGACUGCGCGCCCGAGCGGGGCGACGUCACCGACACGCUUGUGCAACAUGAACAAAGCAAUGGGUUCGAUAAAGACGGCACAGAUGAAAUAAACGGCGACGAAGCGAGCCACAGCUUCAGCGGUGGACUGAUAGAGGAGCUCGCCAGCAUGUUCGACGGAGAACUGAAACCAGUGGCGCCGAAAGCGCAGAAGAAAGUGCCUAUGCCGCCUGACCUUGACUUGACCCGCUGGCUGUCGCACGACGCCGGUUCGUCUGACAGCUCGAGCUCGGAGGGCGAGGACGAGACCGGAGCCCUGUUCACGGCGCCGCAGCCCGACCACGUGCCCAUACAGCAGUUCACGCCCGACGAAUUGGCUAUGUUGCGCGAGGCGCGGCGGCAGGAGCAGGCGAACAACCCGCACUAUCUGAAGGACGACUCGCCGCGCUCCUACCAGCAGGACGACGUGCAGGUCGCCGAGAUCGCGCUCGAGGUGCCACUGAUAGUGCAAACCAAGAGAUCUGAUAAGUACUUAAGUAUAAGAGAAAAUUCAAAGAAGACAAAGAAAGAGAAACGGCCGACGAAGAAACGGAAGAACAAAGUUGAAAGACAUUCCACCGAUUCUGAAAGUGAUGAGGGCGCAGCGGGCGCGCGGCCGUCGGUGGCGGAGGGCGGCGAGCUGCCCGACGGCGCCGCGCUGUCGGACGACGAGCCGCCGCCGCGCGACGACCCGCACCGCGCGCUCGACCUCGACCUCGACGUGCCAUUACGUGAAGAAGAGUUGCUGACAUCGAGAGUGCAGCAAUAUCCUUUGCCGGAAACCGGUUUAUUAAUUAAGAAUAAGAAAAAAGAAUCUUCAAAGAAGAAUAAGUCCACAGAAAAGAGGCCCUCCGAAAAGAGCGGCCACAAGAAGAAAGUGAAAAGCACCAAACGCAGUAAAGCUGUAGACUUAAUGUUGCCGGAAUUGCUAGAUAAUGAUUUAGGUGAUAAUUUGCUAAUAGAAACGGAGGAUAAGAAUCAAUCGAGUACUGCUACGGGUGAUGGUGAAAGACUACCGGAGAAAAUUAAGACUGAAAAACACAAGAAGUCGAAGAAAGAUACUAAGGACAAGGACUCUAAGAAAAAGAAAACUUCGAAAAAAGAUAAACAUGAAACGAAACUGGGGUACGAAGAGGCAUUAGGUAUAUCCACGCCCAGCAAAGAAGUUGUAUAGUGUAGGCACAAUAACGAAGUUUCCCCCACUCACGGAACCCGUCACACGCUCUCAGUGCAAUUGUUUGUUUGAACAAUUACUUAUAAUAGUUAGUCAUAUAACAGGGUGAGCUUUUGAGACUUUUGAGAACCAUAGCUGAUUUUAUAAUGAAAUAUAAAACGCAUGCCUUACACGACUAUCGUUGGAGUUUGCCCGAGUGGGUGUGUUUUUUCAGAUAGCAUGGGUACGGUGACAGACGCCUGUAUGUAUUCAUAAUACGUACUAUUAUCGUGAAUCGCGGCAAACGAGUGAAACGAACUGUCACCCGCACCAUCCUACAUGGAACGAACUGUAGAUUCGAACCCAUACAAGGCCCUUAGUCAUGAGCUUGUUCAUGCAACGCAGAUUGAUCCAAACUGGGUAAUAAUAAUAUAAGUUACAAGCAUGUCUUUUAUAUUUAAUUAUUAUAGGUUUUAUAACCUUAAUUUCUAAUUUAUAACCAGAAAUCUCACUCAAAAUAUCACCAUGUGAAAAAAAUAUAUUACAGGCGAUGUUUUCAUUAAGUGAAACAUGUCCAUUUAUAUAUGUAUAUGAAUAUAAACGUAUAUUUCUAUUGUAGAUUAAUAAAUAUGUAUAAUCAUGUACAGUUUUAUUGAAAGUUUUAAUUAAGAAUUAUUAAAAUAAAACGCUAUUCAUCUACACAAUUCAUAUAUU